This is a messenger RNA of Tarenaya hassleriana, 828 nucleotides long. RefSeq names its product casparian strip membrane protein 5-like. Lineage: Eukaryota; Viridiplantae; Streptophyta; Magnoliopsida; Brassicales; Cleomaceae. The coding region runs from base 248 to 811 and encodes 187 amino acids. The transcript has 3 exons. The record is from RefSeq and is a predicted model, not a curated record.
AUAAUUAAAUAAACAAAAAUAGCUUUAGCAAGUACAAAAUGAUAAGCAGCUUAUCAUAACCACUCUCUAUUGGACCAUUUCUUGCAUGGCGUUAUGCCCCAACACAUGCAUAUAUAUACACACACACGUUGCUCCUUCGCCUUCAUCCAGCAGCAAACAAACUCUCAAAAUCAUCAUACUUCUGUCCCAAGAAACCUCAAACCCUAACUUCCUUCCUAAGAAAACAAAAACUCUUUAAAGAGAGAGAAUGAAGUCUGUCCAGACAGAGAUUGUCGAGGGGAGCAAAGGUGCCCACCAAAGCAGUGCAAUGAACAAACGGAUAGCCAUAUUCGACUUCAUCCUGCGGAUUAUAGCUUUCUUAAACACAAUUGGUAGUGCCAUUAUCAUGGGAACCACCAAUGAAACCCUCCCUUUCUUCACCCAGUUCAUUCGGUUUCGUGCUGAGUACAAUGAUCUUCCAACCUUGACGUUCUUCGUGGUUGCAAACGCUGUUGUCAGUGGUUACCUUAUCGUGUCUCUGGGUUUUUCAUUCUUCCACAUCGUCAAGAGCAAGGCCCAAAACAGUAGAAUUCUACUUAUCUUUCUUGAUGCGGGAAUGUUGGGUCUUCUGACUUCUGGAGCAUCUGCAGCAGCAGCCAUAGUGUACUUAGCACACAAAGGGAAUAACAGGACAAACUGGUUUGCCAUCUGCCAACAGUUCAACUCUUUCUGUGAGCGCAUCUCUGGUUCUCUGAUUGGAUCCUUCAUAGCUGUUGUCCUGUUCAUACUUCUCAUUCUCCUAUCGGCCAUUACCCUUUCCCGACGCCCCUGAAAUUUAUGGUCUUUUUC